AUAACGAUAUGGAUCAAAUCACGUGAUCAGGUCUUGUGCGCGCGCGUACGUGCUCGUCACAGAAUUUAUCCUCCCCGUCAGACUCCAACGAAAAAAUCGGGUAAAGUUGAAAUUAUAUCCUUUUUUCGGGAUUUUUUCCCACGUAGCUGUAUAUUUUUUUCAAUCUGUUAUCGAAAUAGGUUUAUAAAGGAAAUAGUGGCAGAGGUUUUAGCACAUAACAAUUACGGAAAAGCUGAAAAAACUUCAUUGAAUUAAACCAAAAAUAUCUCGGCUUCUGUAGAAGCCCGUCGUAGCUAAGUGAACGACUAGCUGGGCUUCCACAGAAGCCCGUCGCACGCAAAGGCAUUUCAUUUUCAGGAGGGGAUUCUUCGCCUUUGCAACUUUUACCAACCACAUAUAGUAACAAGCUCCCAACAUGAAUGUAAUUGCCGUCUUUGUGCCACUUUUCUGCAUGUUUACAUCAGGGGAGGCGAUAACAUGCAUUGUGUGCAGUGACAUCACGACUACAAACAACGCAGCCUUAAACCUGACUGUUCUCCCACCAGCGACGUGUGGGAAACCACAGGAGUCAAAUUGUACUUCCGGUGUCAAAGGUUGCAUGACCGUGGAAUAUAAAAUCACCCUGAUGCACAAAACUGAAGGCAAAAUCGUCCUGACAAGCAUUGAGCGAGGAUGCGCUCCCCCUAACCACAAUCACUUGAUCCCAGACGGGAACGCAUGUCUCAACGAAACUUCAACGGCCAUAUUUGCGUCACUUAUGUAUGAUCCGGCCACCGCACUUCCCCCUAAUCUUGGGGCGACCUAUGAUAGUCAUCAACUAAGCUUGUGCGUGUGCGACAGCGAAGAUCUGUGUACACCACCCGAACCAACCAGUCCCACGAAUCAAACGGUUCCAAGCGCCGAACCGACUCCAGACAUGGCACAUACGAUAACUACUGUUGCAUCCGAUGACACCACGUUGCCCGACUCACAUGGCUGUGAUGAAGACGGAGAUUCGGCAGCAAAAGUGCUUGUCGCAAGUUCCGUACUCGUUGUUGGUUCUCUUCUUAACGUCUUGCUAUCGAUAUAACACCAAUGCAUCGAUUGAUGUUACUUAUAUGGCACGUUUUAAAUACCGCUACGUCUACGUCCCACAGUCGGAAGCGACUCCGGAUCGACAAAAAAUAUUACAUUACCUCCAAUGCCAUAUAUAUCGGUUAGGGUGGAGUCAGAGUACGUGAUGUGACUGUGACGUCAGACCCGUGACUAGUAACACUUGAUGACGUCCCACUUUGCAGAUGACUUUUGCCGAAAAUAAAAUGAUGCAUAAUUAUAUUAAAAAAAAACAACAAAACAAGAGUAAUUGGUUGAUGACGGUUGGUGGGUGAAAUGGGAUAUUAUUAUAUUUAUUGACUGGUCUAAUUGGAUUCGUUUAGUUAUGU
This is a messenger RNA of Lytechinus variegatus (green sea urchin), 1421 nucleotides long. RefSeq lists its product as uncharacterized. Lineage: Eukaryota; Metazoa; Echinodermata; Echinoidea; Temnopleuroida; Toxopneustidae. The transcript has 5 exons. The record is from RefSeq and is a predicted model, not a curated record. The coding region runs from base 416 to 1069 and encodes 217 amino acids.